Molecule: messenger RNA, 2193 nt
Organism: Octopus bimaculoides (California two-spot octopus)
Lineage: Eukaryota; Metazoa; Mollusca; Cephalopoda; Octopoda; Octopodidae
Product: cytosolic purine 5'-nucleotidase
Molecular function (GO): 5'-nucleotidase activity
Source: RefSeq, a predicted model, not a curated record
AAUUAAUUUUUUCCCUCCUUUCCUCGUUUAACUUCGGAACAAACGAGGAAGAAGCAUUCUUUGAAAGCAAAAAGAAAAACAGAAAAAUAACAAUAUAUACAUAUACACACACACAUAUAUAUAUAUACAUAUAUAUAUAUAUAUAGUGCGAGAGACUAUAACGGCCGCAUUAUUACACGAAAAGGUGUCAUCCAUCCUAAUUCUCCUUCACACAAAUUAUCGUCUUCUAAUAUUUACGUGAAACUUCAAGCACCAAGACAGAUUUGCUAAGAUGCCUUUGAAGAAUAACGACAAUAAGGUUUCAAACCAGACCUACUCGGAGUUAAAAAAUCCAGUUCAGAAUAAAGUCUACAAAAGAGAUCCAGACAAAAGGAUCUUUGUGAACCGGGGUCUCCUCAUGCAGAAAGUGAAAUAUCUCGGGUUUGACAUGGAUUACACUAUCGCCGUUUACAAAUCCCCCAAUUUCGAGGCCCUUGGAUUUGACCUCAUCAAAAAGAAAAUGAUUCUCAUGGGUUACCCUAAUGCUAUUGAGGACUUUGAGUAUGACCACACCUUCCCAAUAAGAGGGUUGUGGUUCGAUACACUCUACGGGAACCUACUGAAGGUUGACAGUUUUGGUUACAUCCUCGUCUGUGUUCAUGGAUUCAGCUUCCUCAGUGGAAAAGAAGUCUAUGAAUAUUACCCCAACAAGUUUGUCCACAUGGAUGAAAAACGGUUCAGGAUCUUCAAUACUCUCUUUGAACUUCCAGUGAUGUACCUUCUCACCUGUCUAGUAGAUUUCUUCACCAACCAUCCAGACUACACAUUUAUGAAGACAGGUGUGAAGUGUGCAGACCUGACCAUAGCCUACAAGUCAAUCUACCAAGACGUCCUCCAGGCAGUUGACUAUGUUCAUGGGAAAGAUGGUCCACUAAAACAAGAAACACUGAAGAAGGUUGCCACUUAUGUAGUGAAAGAUGAAAGACUUCCGAUACUCCUGGACAGAAUGAGAUUCCAUGGGACAAAGGUUUUCUUAGCUACAAACAGUGACUACAACUAUACUAAUAAUGUAAUGAGUUAUUUACUUAACGAUGCUGAAGAGGGGAGGAAUUGGACAACCUAUUUUGAUUACAUUGUAGUUGAUGCAAAGAAACCUCUCUUCUUCACUGAAGGAACAAUUUUACGCCAAGUUGACCUGAAAACAGGAGCCCUGAAAAUAGGGACCCACACAGGACCAAUGCAAAGCGGACAUGUUUACUCAGGGGGAUCCUGCAAUGUGUUCACAGAUCUGAUUGGUGCCAUGCACCGAGACGUACUCUAUGUUGGUGACCACAUCUUUGGAGACAUUCUCAAAUCGAAGAAAACAAGUGGUUGGAAGACUUUCCUCAUAGUUCCGGAAAUUACACAAGAACUGAAGGUUUGGACCAACAAGCGCUCCCUCUUCGAUAAACUUGAUGAAUAUGAUGCCAAGAUUGCCGAAGAAUACAAGUACCUCGACAGCAGCAGUCAUGUAUGCCCUGACAUCACAGCAUACCAAAGCAAAAUCAAGUCUGUAACACAUGAAAUGGACAUGGAAUACGGAGUAUUGGGAAGUUUAUUUAGAAGUGGUUCUCGACAGACCUUCUUUGGGGCCCAAGUUAUGCGGUACGCCGACCUUUAUGCUGCCUCAAUUCUCAACUUGCUCUAUUACCCAUUCAGCUAUGUAUUUAGAGCACCACCAAUGUUGAUGGCUCAUGAAUCAACUGUGUCGCACGAGAAACAAGUGGUCGGCAGUGAUCUGAUGGCCAGCCGUUCCCGCUCUUUCAGCGAGAACUUAUCAGGCAUUUCCACCGAUGCCGCCAUUCCCAAGAGGAAAACAUUGCAGCGUGCAGACAGCCUGGUACCACACCUUUAUGCCGACACCCCGAAGGAAAUCACUCAAAUCCUUGAAUUCGAUGAAGAAGAGGAGAAAAGCAGAGACAUCAAAGAAGAAGACGAAGAAAACUAUGCUGACCAAUAAUCAACAUCGAAUGUUACUAAUUAGCAAUUAAGUGGAAGAUAUAACCACUUGCUUCCUUUCUUUCGAUUUUUUUCUUUUCUUAUAUAUACUUUAUACUUCUAUAUUCUCUGUACUUCUAUAUACCCUCUAUAAUUGUGUAUAUUUUGUACAACUGUUUAAUCUAUACUCUUAUAUACCCAAUACAACUGAAUAAUCCCUCGGGUUUGAAAAUAUUA